GAUUGUCUUUACCUAACGGGGUCAAAAUGGCGGCAUGCUGCAUGUGAAGAGGUCGAAACGAGAGCCGGCUUUAUGAUUGGAGAACAUGUAUAAAACGCCAUGUAGCAGACUGUCAGGUUUGGUUGGUUUAAGUGUGAAACAGAAAUUAGUUCAAAUUCUUCCCCGAUGUAACCAGACUGCUCGCAGCCUUAUUCAGCUGCACAGAAGAGAUCCAUCAAAUUGGCUGACAUACCAGCAUCUCAGCUUCCUGAAACGGCAGUAUGUUGCAAAGAACAACAGUGAGCUUCACCAACGUGCCAUCCCGAAACAGGCUCCUGUCUUGGCCAUUGUGGAUGAGAGAGAUGACAGCCUUGAAAGACAGUUGCAGAGAAUACCAACUAUUGAUCCUGUGGUCACAGAAAGUAUUCCACAGCCAGAGGAUGUCACCAGUAAGGCACAGCCUGAGCUAUACAACUUGAACUCCGCUGCAGAAGAUGCAACAGCACAGAAAGAUUCUGUGUCCAGUACUGUUGUUACUUCAGAUGAGACUCCACAUGUCCAGAUGGAGACGGAUCAGGCAAGGGAGGCACGUCUAGACAGACAAUGGAAGCAGCUGAAGGUUGACGUGUCUGACUUGCCAGAUAUCUAUGCCAGGCUUGCCAAAAUCAAACUCACAGCACUGGUGGUUACGACUGCAGCAGCUGGCUAUGCAAUGGCUCCUGUGCCCUUUGACCCUGUCAUCUUCUUCGUGGCGUGUCUGGGAACAGGCCUUGCCUCUUGUACUGCCAAUUCAAUCAACCAGGUCAGUUACCCCUCAGCAAGUCUAUUUCAGUAUGUGUGAGUGUGUGUUUUGUAU
This is a messenger RNA of Micropterus salmoides (largemouth bass), 835 nucleotides long. RefSeq names its product protoheme IX farnesyltransferase, mitochondrial-like. The transcript is spliced from 4 exons. NCBI's taxonomy places the organism in Eukaryota, Metazoa, Chordata, Actinopteri, Centrarchiformes, Centrarchidae. The record is from RefSeq and is a predicted model, not a curated record. Gene Ontology annotation, molecular function: protoheme IX farnesyltransferase activity. Bases 86 to 820 code for a protein of 244 amino acids. Gene Ontology annotation, cellular component: mitochondrion; membrane. Gene Ontology annotation, biological process: heme biosynthetic process.